AUGUCAGGCAAGCUCACAACAGAUGUCGAUAAGCGGCUGCUUCGUACGACAAAGUUCCCGCCCGAAUUCAAUAUGAAGGUUGACAUGAGCAAGGUCAAUAUACCGGUGAUCAAGAAGUGGGUCAGCGAUGAGAUUGAGCGGAUACUGGGUAGCGAGGACGACGUGGUAACGGACACAAUCUUCAACCUUGUAGAAGGUCCUAAAUAUCCAAAUAUCAAAGAGCUGCAGAUCAGUCUCAAUGGCUUCCUCGACAAGGAGGCACCGAAGUUCUGCGAGUGUUUGUGGAAGUUGUGCAUCAGCGCCCAGGACAAUCCAGCAGGCAUACCGAAAGAGCUGCUAGAAGCGAAGAAGAUGGAGCUCAUACAGGAGAGGCUCGAAGAAGACAGAGCACGGGAAGAAGCUCGCAGGCGCCAGGAAGAGGACCGCGAACGCGACCGAGACAUAGCACGUGCCCGAGACCGAGAGCGCAGAGAGCGUGAUGAGCGCAGCAGAGGUAGAGGUGGACGCUACGGUCGCGACUCCGACCGCCGUCCGCCACGCAGAGACUCACGAUCACCACCUCCCAGACGCCGUGACGGUGACGACUAUUACAGAGACCCUCCUCCUCGAAUCGACUCCUACGUCCCCAGCCGAGACCGCCGCGAUACCGAUAGACCUCCCCGCCGCCGCCGCUCUCCCUCCCGCGAUCGCACCCGCUCUCCACCACCACGACGUAAGCGUCGUAGCACCUCUUCACCCUCACGAUCACCGCCAAGACGUAAGCGACGUGACAGCGGAGAGGAUCGAUCGAGGUCCCGAGACCGUGGCGAGAAGAGUAGCAAAGCUAAGCGCGGUGAUACAGACCGCAGAUCGCGUUCACCUCACAGACGCCGCUCACGUUCGCCUAGACGUCACCACCGUCGCCGUAGAUCCUCGAGUCCUGCCGGCCGAAGCCGCUCUCCUCCUCCGAAACGUCACCGACGUUCCUCCCGCUCCCGCUCGCAUUCGUCUUCACGCAAGAAGCGUGUCUCCACUGAUGGCCGCGAUCUGCUCGCCAAGACCAAGCGUGAUGAGCCAAGGCUGAGUCGCGAGCCGUUAGAGGCCGAGCCGACAAAUGGCGGUGCUGAAGAGUGCCAUUUCUCCUUUCUUGGUGCCGCGAUCCAACACGCACAGCGAACUUCAGCUGCUCCUGCUCAACGACAGGAGCAAAACACUUCGGAUCUUGCGAACUUGGCAAAAGCCAAUGUGCUCCGCGCUAAGCUGCUGAACAGUUCAUUUCUCCUCGAGAAGAGACGUCGGGAUAGUGUCAUUUCGUCUGCUGCGAUUGGCAAAUCAGCUCACGAUAAUGGCGGCGUUCAAAGCAUCCCACAUUUAACACAACAAAUCACCAAAUUCACAAUGGACAAACUCAAGAGCAUGUUCAAGGGCGACAAGGGCGGUGAGGAGUCUUCUCACGGUCAACAGGCCUCCCACCAGCAGCCAAUAGGCGGUGGUAGCUCAGCAGCGCCUGCAACAGGCGGCAGCGGCAGCGGUGCUAUCCCAGAGGGUGUGGUCCUCCACACCACUCUCGGCGACAUCACCAUCGCCUUGUUCAAGGACCAGACCCCAAGGACCUGCAAGAACUUCGCCGAGCUCGCCCGCACAGGCAAGUACGAUAACGUCAUCUUCCACCGCAUCAUCUCCGGCUUCAUGAUCCAGGGCGGUGACCCCACUGGCACCGGGCGCGGCGGCAGCUCAAUUUACGGCUCCAAGUUCGAGGACGAGUUCGUGCCCUCGCUCCGCCACGAGGACAAGGGUACUCUAUCUAUGGCCAACAGCGGUCCCCGAACCAACGGCUCGCAGUUCUUUAUCACGCUGGGUCCUACACCACACUUGAACGGAAAGCACACUGUUUUCGGACAUGUGGCGCAGGGUAUGGAUGUUGUAGAUAAGCUUGGUGCGGUCAGGGUUGGUGCUGGAGAUAGGCCCGUCAACGAGGUCAAGAUUGAGAGGUGCUCUGUCUUGUAG
Molecule: messenger RNA, 1986 nt
Organism: Recurvomyces mirabilis
Lineage: Eukaryota; Fungi; Ascomycota; Dothideomycetes; Mycosphaerellales; Teratosphaeriaceae
Exons: 7
Coding region: 1-1986 (661 amino acids)
Biological process (GO): protein folding; protein peptidyl-prolyl isomerization; mRNA processing
Cellular component (GO): catalytic step 2 spliceosome
Molecular function (GO): peptidyl-prolyl cis-trans isomerase activity
Source: RefSeq, a predicted model, not a curated record